Lodderomyces elongisporus is the source of this 1458-nucleotide messenger RNA. RefSeq lists its product as uncharacterized. The record is from RefSeq and is a predicted model, not a curated record. Bases 1 to 1458 code for a protein of 485 amino acids. The transcript has a single exon. Lineage: Eukaryota; Fungi; Ascomycota; Pichiomycetes; Serinales; Debaryomycetaceae. Gene Ontology annotation, cellular component: cytosol.
AUGUCUAAUGUGGAACUAAGGAUAGAGCAAACGUUGCAAUGGUUAAAGUCUACGAAUCAGGAGGGCUUUGAUAGUUGUAUAGCGCAAUUGAGCUUGGCUGUGAAAGAGACAGCAGAGGAUCAAAACACACCAGUGAGUCUAAAUCACAUCUCAUCGAUUCUUGAAUAUGCACCACCAAAAAAGAAUGUAUAUAAAUUACGACUAUACAGAGGGCUUCUAUUGAUUGUGCGAAAUAAAGCAGUUCUGCUAAGCGAUGGCACCGUUUAUUCAAAAGUUGUGAAGAGCUUCCAAAACUUUAUUGUACUGGACAACCCAACAGGAGAAGAAGUUGAAAACGAAGAGAAAGAAGAAGAUGAAGAUUGGAAUAAAAAGGUCAUUGAAGUGUACUGGCAAACUAUGGCUAAUUUCCCACGAAAACACCAACUUUUGCAAAAACUCAAGGAACUUAAAGAGCCUGAAGAGAUGUCAGAUACGGAAGACCUCGAUGAGCUCAACAAGCUAUUCAAGACUACCAAAGUGUUUCCCAGAUCACCAGUAAUCCAUUUCUUGUUCCGCCAGUUCUUCACCGAGGAUCCCGAUGUGACAAAUGAAAAUUUACUCCAGUUGUUGAAGAUUGAGGAUAAUCAUGUAUUGGCACAACUAUACAAGUUAUAUGAAAGUAUAAACUUUGAGGAUAUCACACACGAUUCCAAAAUGUUGCUUCAUUUACUAUAUGAUGUCAUUACUCAUGAAAGUUUUGGAAAGUGGGUCAAUACAGUGCAGACUAGCACGGAAGUAAGGAGAGAGUGGUUGGAAUUAUCAUCGACAAUUUUACAGACUAGCGAUGACUGGAACAACUAUCAACUAGUAGCUCUCUUGGACUGGGUGGUCUAUAUAUUUUGUAUUGUUGGUGGCUCGCUCACCAAGGACAACCUCAACGAUUCCGAAAUUGAAUAUCAGAUUCUUCCAGCAUUGAGUAUUUUGGCCGAUUUAUCAAAGUUUAAUGCUACAGUACAGUUCCUUACCAACAUGCAGGAAUCUUUCUUACCAGUAUUGAUAAAAGUGUUUAAGCUCAUUCAUGAAAAUGUCAAACAACUUACAAUAAAGUCCAAAAUAGAGGAGGUGGUUGGGUACCCACAUGCAAAAUCAUACAUCAUCACCAUCCUUUCAUACAUGUGCUACCAGUCCUUCCCUAUUCAAGAGCAAAUAAGAGAACUAGGCGGCCUAACACUUGUGCUAUCGAAUUGUGUGAUUGACAACAAUAACCCAUUCAUCAAAGAACAAGCAAUAUUGUGUACAAAGUAUCUUUUGGACAAGAAUCCAUCGAACCAGAAAAUAGUGGCAGAAUUGGAGGCAAAGAAAGUGAUCGAUGACGAUGUAUUGCAAGAAGUUGGAUACAAGGUGGAUGUUAUUGACGGGAAUGUCACUAUAAAUAAGAAAAAUGACCAACAACAAAAAAAGAAAGAAUUAGAAAAUUAA